UCUAAAAACAUAUGUAACCGUGGCGGAAAUCAAAUUUUACAAUCAGGAGUGGAUGCCACUGCUGAGUAGAUACACGAGAGAAUGUAUACCAGAGGAUAUGGAUAUGGUAGUCAGACGUACAGCCACUACAACCCCCAAUAUCACAUUCCCCAGCGAAACUCCCCGCACCAUCCUUCUUAUCAGUCCUACAUUUACAACGCGCCUCGCUAUGGAUUUAACGCGUUUACCCGCGGCAAUCCUGCUCCGUUCAACCAUAUUCCAACAUCACCUUCGGCGAUCCAUUAUCCAGGAGAAUCGCGUUUACCCGACCUAACGAGUCAACGAAAAAGCUACGAGGCUCACUGUCAUUACUAUUCGCCCUCAACUCUGCCUCCACAACCUGCUCUUCAGCCUCCAGUGCCGCCGAUGCAGCGAGAGAAGGAAACUGAACAUGGCAUACACGAGGGAAACACGAGCACGAAAUUAACGGACAAUUGUUACCCAGCUGGUGAAGUCGAUGAGGACGAAGAUGACGAGGAAGAGAAAUCAGAGAAACCAAAAGGAAAGAAAAGAAAAGAGAGAACAGCUUUUACCACACAUCAGCUACGUGAACUAGAAAACGAGUUUACUCGAAAUAAUUAUCUCACGAGACUGCGGCGAUAUGAGAUCGCUGUUACCUUGGACUUAUCAGAGAGACAGGUUAAGGUCUGGUUUCAAAACAGACGAAUGAAGUGGAAAAGAGUUAAAGGGGAAAAGAAACCCGAGAAAAAAUCUCCUUUCCAGAUAAUACAACUGGAAAAAGAGAGACUUCAGCAAGAAUCUUGCGCGUAAUCGAAGAACGUAACUAUACACCGAAUGCAAAUAUGGCGUCCAAUUUGAAUUGCCAUUGUUCUGGACUCACUAGCCUC
Messenger RNA from Stylophora pistillata, 887 nucleotides. RefSeq lists its product as uncharacterized. Gene Ontology annotation, biological process: positive regulation of transcription by RNA polymerase II. Gene Ontology annotation, molecular function: RNA polymerase II cis-regulatory region sequence-specific DNA binding; DNA-binding transcription factor activity, RNA polymerase II-specific. Gene Ontology annotation, cellular component: nucleus. The record is from RefSeq and is a predicted model, not a curated record. NCBI's taxonomy places the organism in Eukaryota, Metazoa, Cnidaria, Anthozoa, Scleractinia, Pocilloporidae.